AUGCAGGCCAUGACACCCAUCACCCCGCUGGAGCCGGGCGUGGAGAUGUUCGAACGAGGAAAGGCGCAGUCUGUCGCAUAUACAGAUAUCGAAGAUGAUUCUAGCGAAUUUGAGGAAUUCAGCGGCUCUUCUAGCGACAACAGGCGAAGUCAAACAACCAUAUCAACCUUCGAGGAAGUACAGACCCCUGGGGAAGAAGUACGACCACAAUUCACCUACUGGCAGGAGCGAAAGUCAGUAGAAGGUCCCAAAGGGCCACACCUCUUCCGUGCUUCAGUAUCAUCCGGCGACUUUCUUUACGACGAAGGCCAAGUAAUGCAAAUGUCGCCUUUACUGCCAAAAGAAACUCCACUCCGUCAUCCGACCUCAUUCCGAGAAGCCACUCCAGAAACGAUCGUUCCUCAAAGAGAGUACAACAACAUCGCUCUAGCCGUUGCCCACUUGGACAAUGCCGAAAACGGAUUUGAAGACGACGUAAUCGACAAGUUUAUUCAGCACGAUAUCUCGGGUGCCGUUUUGCUAGAUCUACAGUUCGAUGAUUUGAAAGAAUUGGAAAUUCAGUCCUUCGGCAAGAGGCAUCAAUUGUGGAACCAGAUCGACUCCCUGCGCACCGCGGACGGCCUGAUGUCGCCAACUGCUCCAGCAGCUAUCCCGACUCCAUUCGAGGACAUCGAACGGCCAUGUACAGAGGCAAGGAACAGGUCUAAGAGCAAGGGCCGAAAAGCCAGUAAACGCGACAAGUCGCGAGGGCGUCACUUGACAGACGAUGUCAUUACUCCUGCGCAUUCGGUCUCGAUCGUAGCCAUCGAACAACUGCUACCCAAGCCACACGUAUGCGCAAAGGGCGAACGAUGCGCCAAAUGGAGGAAGCAACAACGGCAGCUUGCCAGACUUCAAAUGGAACACGGCUUUCCGAUUUCGCCCGAGAAGGGUGGUCAUAUCUUCAUCGCUGGUGACCCAGGCAACCCCCAGACAGCAUCUCAUGUUGUCGAGAAUGUUCACCGGCCGAACUCAGAAGCUACUCCCUCCGUCGUGGUACCAUCCGUGGUAGCAUCAUCCGACGUGCUGGGGCCUGGCCAGCUACCCGACUUUACUCUCCAGGACCUACAAAAGUUUGAGCAACGCGACCCGCAAGACAACGUGCGACAGUUCCUUACCCUACAGGGUCAGCAGCAGCCCUUUGUCAGCGCUACUCCAAUCGAAGCUCCCCCAACACCGCCUACAGAAUCAUACCCACCUCGCCCUUUCUUGGUGAUACCACAGCAACCGCACUACCCGCAGGUUUCAGCCUUUUCCGCAUCUACGUCAGCGCAUACCACCAAGUCUUUCGAUCCUUUCAGUCAGACACCCUCAACUCCAGCUCUGCAUCCCCCGGAGUUUAUGCCAGCUCCCCACUCGAACCUCAAGAGUCUCCCCAAAUUGACAAUUCCGCCAGCACGUUCAAUGUCCGCCCAGCCUGCUGGUAACUCACACAGUGCAAUCCCAGCACACCAGUACCUCGCACCCGAUACCGCCUUCUCGCCAUGUAGGACAGCGUCACCAGGUGGCGUCUACCGGUUUGGUACGCCGUUCUCCGAGAUGGACGUCCCUGUGACUGCUGUGCAACAAGAACCACUUAGCCGCGACACGAGCCAGUCUGUGCCUCCGAACAUGCAAUACCAACCCCAAAUCCAAAGGGUUGGAUCGCGCCAUGACUGGCGACGUCCCUCGUUGCCCAUGCCAGCGCUUGCUGAAGACCGCGUGUUCAGCCCAACGGCCCACUCGGACGACGACACCCUACGUGAGACCAUUUUCGACGACUCCGUCAGUACUAGUGACAGCGCUAGCUCGUCGCCGCUCAAAGCUACCAAGCCAUUCGACAGCGAAGCUGGUGACACUAUUGCGCCUUUGCCCAAGGGAGGCUUCGUGUACAAGGGUGUGAACCACCACGGCUGGAUGAAGAAGCGACGUACCAAGCUCCUGCGUCACGAAUGGCAAGACCACCAUUUCCGCCUCCAGGGCACAAUGCUAGCUAUGCAUCCCAAUGAGCUACCCUCCUCCUCCGCCCUGCAGACAAUCGACGUGGACGAUUAUGCCGUAGCAUGCUCAUCGCUCGCUUCCAACAAGCUCUCUGCCAAGUUCAAGGCCCUGAAACUCUCUUCAGGUCACCACAAGGAGAAGUCUUCCGCUUCCACCCCCGCUUUCGAGUUUCAGCUUGUGCCUGCCGCACCUGGUAAGGGCGAUGUCAAGAAGGUCAUGCCGAAUGGCAAGGUGCAACACUUUGCUGUAACCACCAAAGACCAGAGGAUCGACUGGAUGCGCGAGCUCAUGUUGGCCAAAGCCUUGAAGGCUAAGAGCGACGGCUACGAAGUCAACGUCAACGGUGCCAACAUGUGA
Alternaria atra is the source of this 2376-nucleotide messenger RNA. RefSeq lists its product as uncharacterized. The record is from RefSeq and is a predicted model, not a curated record. The transcript has 5 exons. The coding region runs from base 1 to 2376 and encodes 791 amino acids. Gene Ontology annotation, molecular function: protein binding. NCBI's taxonomy places the organism in Eukaryota, Fungi, Ascomycota, Dothideomycetes, Pleosporales, Pleosporaceae.